Molecule: messenger RNA, 471 nt
Organism: Microthlaspi erraticum
Lineage: Eukaryota; Viridiplantae; Streptophyta; Magnoliopsida; Brassicales; Brassicaceae
Source: the annotation of a GenBank genome assembly
AUGUCUCAACAUGCUGGUUAUCUCGGAGGGUUUAUGCAUGACGAGAGUAAUGUGGUGCCAUCGUGUAUUGUGGAGGUUGCUCCGAUCCUUCUUGUAGCAAAUAACGUAGAAGCCAAGAACCCGCGUGUUGCUUACUUAUGUCGGGCUUAUGCGUUGGAGAAGGCAAACAUGAUUGAUCCCACAUCAAGUGGACGUGGUGUUAGCCAGUUUAAGACUGCUCUUCUUCAACGCUUAGAACGGGAGAAUCAAUCAACUCUUGCAGGAAAGCAAAAGAAUGAUACAAUCGAAGUGCAAAGUUUAUACCUCGCUCAACUUAAAAGGGCAUACCAAACUGCUGAUGUUCUCUUUGAAGUCUUGAAGAUUGCUAAUCAGACAGAAGAUGUGGAAGUGGCUGAUGAGAUUUUGGAAGCCCACAAAAUGGUCGAAGAAAGUAAGCAAAAUUUGCGUGCCUUAGAGCCAUCUUCCCCAUGA